AUGAUUUCCCGUAACCCUAGGCUAUGGAUCUCGCUGUUCCUUGCUGCCCUUGACAGCACCAUCAUUUCUACUGCACUCUUCUCAAUAUCCCAUAGUCUCCAUGGCAGUAGUGAGUCCGGUUGGGUGAUAACAUCCUAUCUUCUCACAUACAAUGCGUUUGUCCUUAUUCUAGCGAAGCUGAGUGAUAUUGUGGGCUUAAAGCACCUCAUCCUCCUUUCGAAUGCCAUUUUCCUUGUCUUUUCAAUUGCGUGCAGCGUUUCUCAGUCCAUGCAGCAACUGAUUGUCUUUCGGGCAUUUCAAGGAAUCGGCGCCUCCGGUCUGUACUGUCUGGUAUUCAUCGCCAUCCUACAGCUGAUCUCUCUUGAGAAGUCGGGGUUUUACUCCGGUAUUAUCAGUUCCGUAUUUGCCCUAUCCAACCUGCUGGGGCCGCUGUCUGGCGGCUUGAUCGUGGACCAUACAACCUGGAGAUGGAUCUUCUACCUCAAUAUUCCAUUAUCCGCAAUUUCAAUCUUGAUUCUUGGUUUUGCAAUGCCAGCGCCGCGAGACAGCCAGGGCAGUGAAAAAAGGAUGGCAAACUUCGAUAUCCCGGGGGCGAUUCUCUCCGUCUGCUGGCUCGUCCCGUUGCUGUUUGCCCUAGAGGAAGGCGGAUCUCAAUAUUCCUGGCACAGCAGUGUGAUUAUUGGAACCUUGACCGGUGGCAUUGUCGCUCUCAUCACUUUUCUUGUGUAUGAAGCCUGGCUGCAUAGGAAGCACGCAGCGAGAGAACCAAUAUUCCCCAUUGUGUUCCUUCGGGAUUCCCUGCAAGCCCUCUUAUUACUAAACAUUUUUCUAGCAGGGUUUGCCUUUUACACGGCGAUCAUUAUUCUCCCACAACGCUUCCAGGCCGUCAAUGGCCUUAGUGCUGCUAGAGCCGGGGUGCUCCUCCUCGCUAUGACACUGUGUCUCCCGCUAUUCUCAUUGAUCGCGGGAUUUGUGCUCGGGAAACGACCGCAAUGGACAAUGUUCGUCCUGGGGUUGGGCAAUAUUUUCAUACUGGCGGCCACUGCCUGCCUGAGCUGUUUGUCUAUCAAUCCAAGCGUCUCUGAUGCGCAGUACGGGUUCCAAGUGAUUAUGGGAGCUGGCCUUGGAAUCACCUCCACGGCGCAGUAUUUCGCUCUCAAGAUAAUAUUCCACCCGCGUGAUACCGCGGCCGCCACAGGUUCUAUGAAUAUGCUACGUGCGCUAGGGGGCUGCGUUGGACUAGCUAUCAACACGGCCAUGCUCAGUGCUCGUCUUUCAGCAGAACUCCCCUCGUCGCUAACCGCCGAGGAGGUAAUGCAAGAUCGGGCAUCCUGGGACCAACCAGGGAGCGGUCUGAGCACUACCGACCAAGACUUCAUUCGUCGCAUUUAUGGCAGGGGAUACAAUAGUGGUUUUGCUGUUAUGAUUGCUUUUGCCGGGGCGAAUGUCCUCGUCGCGGGACUGUUGGUAGUGGUAAACAAGCGACGCGGAGGGAUAGAGAAAUUACUCGCCGAGGCUCAAAGUCAUCAAAUAGCACAGUAG
Molecule: messenger RNA, 1542 nt
Organism: Aspergillus ochraceoroseus IBT 24754
Lineage: Eukaryota; Fungi; Ascomycota; Eurotiomycetes; Eurotiales; Aspergillaceae
Product: putative MFS multidrug transporter
Exons: 6
Coding region: 1-1542 (513 amino acids)
Biological process (GO): transmembrane transport
Molecular function (GO): transmembrane transporter activity
Source: RefSeq, a predicted model, not a curated record